AUGGAUCCUCUACAUCACCAAUUCAGUAGCCUCCAACCACAAGCUACUCGAGAUCUCCAGCAUGGCCACGGCCAGCAACACCUCUCCCAUCAUGCCUUGACCUCGCAAACCGCCGGUUUGGACCUCAGCGGUCUCGACGAUACGGACCAUGUUUACCAGGAGCUGAAUCGCAUGCAGGAUGGACAUGCUGCUUUCCAGUCGCAAAACCCCUUCGAGAGAAACCAUCUACACGCGCCUCUCCAUGACCAUUCCCCCCUCCAUGCCGGCCAUACUCUUCACGACAGUCACCCUCCUCACACGACCCUUCACGAUUCACACCCCCCGCUUCACGAUCCUCAUCCUCCCUUACACGACUCACAUCCUCCUCUGCACGAUAACCAGACUUCUCUCCACGAUGACCAUGCCUCAAUCCACAUCCAAAACAAUGGCAGCCCUCACCCGCUGCCCCAUACCCCACAACAUAGCAAUGGCGGUCAGUUCGGCAUGUUGACUGGAGGUCCAGUCCAGCACAAUGCGAUCAGCCGACUCCAAGAAGAAGAGCUAUUUGGGCCACCCCCUCCGGUACCUGAGGGUUCCGACCAGCAGAGCAACGGCCACCAAAGUAAUAGACUGGUUGAUAAUCCACCAAAUCUGGACGAAUGGCGACAGAAGCUCUUUGACGUUGAUCAAAUGAUUACUUUAAGCGAGGACGAAUACAACACAUAUUUCCCCCAUGUCGAUAACGUUUACUCUCAUCGAUCCACGCAAAAGUACAAGAAAAAGCCCUUCGUAUCACAUUAUUGGGAUUGUCGUCUGAAGGGACGGCCACCAGGAACGCCAAAGUCAGAUGAUCCAAACAAAAAAAAGCGCAAGAGGACAGCUCGCGAGCGUGAUCUCUGUGAUGUCAAGAUCAAGAUUACCGAAUACUUCCCCGGUGCCUUGCAACAAGCUGGAUUCGAGCCGGAAAACGGUGGUCAGCCGGCUUCAAGUAAUGGCUUCUUUGGAUCAAAUGAGGCCGCUCAAGGUUCCCAAUUUGGCGUGUCUAUUGUUAAUCCAACCCAUCCAGCCAGCCACCCAGGUGCGAAUAGCGCGCGUUAUUACACUAUCCAGCGUGUUAAUGGCAAUGGUGGCAAUGGCAAGGGCGACGGUGUUCCAGGACCUCACAAACACGACCUUGCCGAGAGCGAUAGAGUUAAGAAAAACAGCGUUCAACGUAUGAUGUCUAAGAAGGAGAAGGAAGAUAAAAAGCAGCAGAAAACAUACCAUAAGAAGGCUAGCGGCACUGCCUUGAUGACCGUUAAGAAACACUCCAAGGACCAUGAACUCAAGCUUUAUGGUAGUUGUCAUUGCCCUUUUGUUCAGCGAGUCUGGAUCGCGUUAGAAGCCAAAGGGGUCCCUUACCAAUACGUAGAGGUAGACCAACUUAAAAAACCACAAGCUCUUCUAGAUAUUAGUAAUGCUGGAUUGGUGCCUGCGUUACGCAGCAAUAAUUUCAGCAUGAGUGACAGCACAGUCCUCCUCGAAUACCUAGAAGACUCUAUGCCCAAUGUCGCCCCGAUGAUGCCACCCCAUCCCCAAGACAGAGCCAUAGCUAGACUUUGGGCCAGUCAUAUUGAUCGAAAAAUUAUACCCGCGUUCUAUUCCCUUUUACUGAAUCAGGAUUUUGCCAAACAAGCCGAGUACACAAAGAAACUCCAAGAUGUUAUUCAGACGCUUGUGCAUUCGUCGGAUGCAAUAGGCCCGUUUUUCAUGGGCCCAUACUUGUCUUAUGUUGACGUUAUGUUUGCUCCUUGGAUGCUCAGGCUUUCAAGAGUCAUGAAACAUUACAGAGGUUGGCAAGAUCCCGUUGGUGGCACUCGAUGGGCAGCCUGGAUGGACGCUAUCGAGACUAACGAACACAUUCGUAACACAACAUCAUCGGACGAUCUUUACAUUGACAGCUAUGAACCUUACGCACAGAAUCGUACUGGCACGACCGGCCUUGCUGACAUAACGAAUGGUGGGAUCAAUCUAACCCUACCGGCAGGACAUUAA
Glarea lozoyensis ATCC 20868 is the source of this 2013-nucleotide messenger RNA. RefSeq names its product Thioredoxin-like protein. The transcript is spliced from 6 exons. The record is from RefSeq and is a predicted model, not a curated record. Lineage: Eukaryota; Fungi; Ascomycota; Leotiomycetes; Helotiales; Helotiaceae. Bases 1 to 2013 code for a protein of 670 amino acids. Gene Ontology annotation, cellular component: cytoplasm.